AUGUUACAACCCCAAAGAGAUUUCAUCGAAAAACAUAAGGCAAAGAGUUCGAAGAAUACGAGGCAAUUCGACUCAUAUUAUUUGGCUAGAAGGCACCGACUUUUGGCAAUCAUUUCGCAAAAGCAUAGACCCACCAAGAAACCAUUAUCGCCGUUUGCCAAAUUUCGUCAACUCGAUCGGCAAUAUAGUUCUUCUUUGCCGUCAAGUCCCAUAAAGUCGCCAGAAAAGGAGUUUCGUUUUAGAUUUACCGAACCUACUGUGACAAAUAAUGCGGUACAGAUAAAGGAACGAUUGUUAUCUUGGUGCCGUUCCAAAACUAAGGAAUAUGAGAAUAUACAACUUGACAAUUUCUCGACAAGUUGGAACAAUGGUUUGGCAUUUUGCGCUCUGAUUCAUCAUUUUAGACCUGACGCCUUUGAUUAUCAUUCGUUACGUCCACAGGACCGCAGAAAGAACUUUGAUCUGGCAUUCAAAACGGCUGAUGAAGCCGGUAUCGCACCAUUGCUCGAUGUUGAGGAUAUGGUAGUUAUGCGACGUCCAGAUUGGAAGUGCGUCUUCACUUACGUUCAAUCCUUUUAUCGGCGUUUCAAGGACGAGGAUUGA
Messenger RNA from Vespa velutina, 603 nucleotides. RefSeq names its product smoothelin-like protein 2. Gene Ontology annotation, cellular component: microtubule organizing center; filamentous actin. The record is from RefSeq and is a predicted model, not a curated record. Gene Ontology annotation, biological process: actin cytoskeleton organization. The coding region runs from base 1 to 603 and encodes 200 amino acids. Gene Ontology annotation, molecular function: protein binding. Lineage: Eukaryota; Metazoa; Arthropoda; Insecta; Hymenoptera; Vespidae. The transcript is spliced from 5 exons.